AUGAGUACAAGUGAACAAAAAUCAUUUAAUAUGGAUUAUUAACAAAAGUUGACAUUAUCACCUUUGUAAAAGUAUGAGUUAUACAACUAAUUUCCUUGGCAAAUGAUAUUACACACUUUAUUGAUAGUUUUUACUACAAUUCAAGUUCUUAAUGUUUUAGAUCAAUAAACUGCAUAAAGUAGAGCCUAGCAUAUUAUUUUAAAGAACAUUCUACUUGGAUUAGAGGAAGAUAGCGAUGAAUUAUAAUUUUAUAACUUUAAUGACUUUUAAAAAUAGCUACUUACAAUGAUAGACACUCUUAAUGGUUUAGAAGAUAUUUUAUUUUAAAAUGUAAACAUGAGUUUAUCAGAGUUUAAUUUUAAUGUUUUCUAUUCAUAAUUUGAUACUAACAAUGCAAAUUAAACAGUAUUUAAUGUUGACAUAGAUAAAGGAUUUAUAGAACCAUUUGAUAUUAAAGAUUUGCAUUCAAUCAAAAAUUUUAUUGAAGAUGUUUAAAUUAUGGAAUUUUAAGGGAAUAAGAUUUAUAAUUUUAUAAAUUUUAGAGAUAUAGAAGGAGUUGAGUCUUGUACAAAUUGGAAUUUCAAAAUAAUAUAUAAAUUUGAUAAAAUAGGAGUCAUAAAUGCUAGAAUGGAAACAGGUACUAGUAAUUGUCCUGAAGAUCAGAAAAAGUAGAGUGGAUAGGAUUUUCUACUAAUUCAUUUAAUUGUUUUUAUAUUAGGAAGUAUUUCAAUUUACACAACAAUAUAAUAUCUAUAUGAUUUAGGGUCUGAAUACAUGUAUAAUAAACAAAUGUAUAAAGACAUAAAAAAUAUUGUAGAAACAUAACCAUUAAAUGAUUAAUCAGAUAUAAUUUAAUAGGGACCUCAAGUUGGUGUUAAAUUUUCACAAGCUUGGAGGACAGUUAAUUAUUAAUAAGAUGUUAAGGUAUUUAAUAAUUGGUAUAUUUUAAAUGCCUUAGGUGGUUUUUUUUAAGUUGUAGGAGCAACAAUAGCUAUAAUGGAUUAAAUUUUGACAAAUGAUUUAUCGAUUUAUAAAUUUUAAAUUAUGAUGAUGGGAUUUGGUUGUUUUUUAUCUUGGUUAAUGCUUUUAUAAUAUUUGGAAUAUUUUUAAGAUAUAAGUCUUGUGACUUGGACAUUAAAGAAAUCUAGUAAGAAUAUUGCAAUGUUUAUAUUCAGUAUUUUACCAUUUUUUUUUGGAUUUGUAUAUUUGGCUUAGGCUAUAUUUUGGAAGUAUAAUUAUUUCUAAACAACAAUUGAUACUAUUUUAUCAUUGUUUUCUUUAUCAAAUGGAGAUAUUUUAUUAGGUAUUAUGAAAUAAGAUAUAAUUUAGAAUCAUUUAAUUUAGUCAAACCUAUUGGUAUUAUUGGUUAAAUAUACCUUAUUGUUUUUAUGAUAGUGUUUUUUACAGCUGUACAAAGUGUUCUUAUAGCUAUAAUUAUGGAAGGUUAUGAUGAAAUUAAUGCAUAAAGAAAAAGAGAGAAUAAUUAAGAUGAAAAAAUAAAGGAUGAAAUUUUAGAUUAAAUUCAAAAAGAAUAAGAAGAAAUAAGCAAAUCUGUUAGAAAUGAUGAAUAAGAUGAUGAUAAAGAAAUAAUUAUAUCGAAACUAAAUUUAUAUAUGAGAAGAAUAGAUAGAAUGUUAGAAGAUCUUGAUUUGAUGGCAGAUGAAAUUGAAAAUGCAAAUAUAACAAUUAAUGAAAAAGAAUAUUUGUUAAAUGUUUUAAGAGAAAAUAUUGAUAAUAUAUCUAGAAAUGUUAAAUUUUAAAUUAGUAACAUGGAGUCAUGA
Messenger RNA from Paramecium pentaurelia, 1781 nucleotides. NCBI's taxonomy places the organism in Eukaryota, Ciliophora, Oligohymenophorea, Peniculida, Parameciidae. The record is from the annotation of a GenBank genome assembly.